Molecule: messenger RNA, 2748 nt
Organism: Penaeus vannamei (Pacific white shrimp)
Lineage: Eukaryota; Metazoa; Arthropoda; Malacostraca; Decapoda; Penaeidae
Source: RefSeq, a predicted model, not a curated record
AUGUGUGACGAAGACACCAAAUCCAUGAAGGACGGAAACCCUGAAGGAUGUAAGGCCAGCGACAGUUGCACCAAGGCUGGAGGAAAGUGUCGCAAGUCCUGCAAGGGAAAGCCGUUGGAGGGGGACUGCCCAGGGAACUGCAAGUGUUGCAAGUCCAAAGGAAAGAAAAGUACCAAAUUGAUGAAGCACAGAAAACCUGACGCCUGCACAGCCAGCGACAGUUGCACCAAGGCUGGAGGAAAGUGUCGCAAGUCCUGCAAGGGAAAGCCGUUGGAGGGGGACUGCCCAGGGAACUGCAAGUGUUGCAAGUCCAAAGAAAACCUGACGCCUGCACAGCCAGCGACAGUUGCACCAAGGCUGGAGGAAAGUGUCGCAAGUCCUGCAAGGGAAGCCGUUGGAGGGGACUGCCCAGGGAACUGCAAGUGUUGCAAGCCCAAAGGAAAGAAAAGUACCAAAUUGAUGAAGCACAGAAAACCUGACGCCUGCACAGCCAGCGACAGUUGCACCAAGGCUGGAGGAAAGUGUCGCAAGUCCUGCAAGGGAAAGCCGUUGGAGGGGGACUGCCCAGGGAAUUGCAAGUGUUGCAAGUCCAAAGGAGAGAAAGGAACUAAAUCCAUGAAGCACAGAAACCCUGAAGGAUGUAAGGCCAGCGACAAUUGCACCAAUGCUGGAGGAAAGUGUCGCAAGUCCUGCAAGGGAAAGCCGUUGGAGGGGGACUGCCCAGGGAACUGCAAGUGUUGCAAGUCCAAAGUUUCAGAAGCAGAGAUCAAACCGAAGACUAUCAAGAACGAUAACAAGAUUCAAUCAAAGAGGAAGAAAUGCAAGAACAGGAAGAAGAAAUGCAGAAAACGUGGUGGGAAAUGCGAUGAAAAUUGCAACCCAAAACGUGUGAUAAAGAUAUUUUGCAAGAAAUCGAAACCUUGUGUUUGCUGUAAAAAAAAUGAAUGUGCCACGAAAAAUAAAGAUAAAUGUGAUAAAUUCAAAGGCUCUUGCAAGAAGAAAUGUGGCUCCAAGCAGCGUGAGAUUGACGGGGGUUGCAAAGGUAAAAAAUGUGUUUGUUGCGCCAAGAAAUGCAGGGAAAAGAAGAAAUGCACAGAUGCAGGAGGGGAAUGCGUCACCUACAAGAAGAACUGCGAGCACGGGGUGAUUGCAGGUGGUUGCAAGGGCAAGAAAUGCGCCUGUUGCAAGCCAGCUCCAACGCCUGCACCACCGACAGCAGCUCCAACACUUGCUCCAUCAACAGCGGCUCCAACAGUUGCACCACCUACAGCGGCGUCAACACCUGCUCCUCCAACGCCUGCACCGCCAACACUUGCUCCAACGUUAGCUCCAACACCUGCACCACCAACGGAACCUCCAACACUUUCUCCAACACCUGUACCACCAACAGCAGCUCCCCCAACAGUUGUUCCAACACCCGCUCCAUCAACCUCAGCCCCAACACCUGCACCGCCAACAGUGGCUCCAACACCAGCUCCACCAACAGUUGCUCCAACACCUGUACCACCAACAGCAGCUCCACCAACAGUUGUUCCAACACCCGCUCCAUCAUCCUCGGCCCCAACACCUGCACCGCCAACAGUGGCUCCAACACCAGCUCCACCAACAGUUGCUCCAACACCUGUGCCACCAACAGCAGCUCCACCAACAGUUGCUCCAACACCUGCUCCAUCAACAUCGGCCCCAACACCUGCACCAUCAACAGCGGCACCAACACCUGCACCCCCAACAGUUGCUCCAACAGCGGUUCCAACACCUGCACCAUCAACAGCGGCACCAACACCUGCACCAUCAACAGCGGCUCCAACACCUGCACCAGCAACAGCGGCUCCAACACCUGCACCAGCAACAAAUGCUUUAACAACCGACGCACCGACACCAGCUUCUCCAGCAACAGAUGUCCCAACAACAAAUGUUCCAACAUCUGCACCAUCAACAGCGGCUCCAACUUCUGUAACAAUAGCGACUUCAAAGAAUACACCGACCGAUGGACCAUCAACAGAUGCUCCAACAACUGCAACAACAGCUGUCUCAUUAACAACUACAACAAGAGAUGCAUCAACAGAUGCACCGACCUCAAAUGCUCUAACAACAGAUGCACCUACAACAAAUGUUCCAACAACAGAUGCACUGACAACAGAUCCACCGACAACAAAUGCUCCAACAGAUACACCGACAAAUGCUCCAACAACAGAUGCACCGACAACAAGUGUUCCAACAACAGAUGCACCGGCAACAAGUGCUCCAACAGAUGCACCUACAACAAAUGCUCCAACAGGCGAACUGACAACGGAUGCUCCAACAACAGAUGCACCUACAACAAAACAACAGCACCAAACAGAUGAACCGACAACAAAUAUGCACCGACAACAAACCAACAACAGAUACACCGACAACAAAUGCUCCAACAACAGAUACACCGACAACAAAUGCUGCAACAACAGAUACACCGACAUCAAAUGCCCCAACGACAGAUGCGCCGACGAGUGCUCCAACAGGUGUUCUGACAACGGAUGGUUCAACAGAUACACCGACAACAGAAGCACCUACAACAAAUGCUCCAACAGGCGAACUGACAACGGAUGCUCCAACAACAGAAGCACCUACAACAAGUGCUCCGACAGGUCCUACAACGGAUGCAACAACGGGAGCGUCAACUGGUACCUCGACAGUUUAGAAGAUAAGGCAACUCCCAAACUCCAUUGGUUUUAUUAUAAUCAUUUGCCUUUUUCACAUGACAAAAGCUGA